Messenger RNA from Trichomycterus rosablanca, 2331 nucleotides. RefSeq names its product BUB1 mitotic checkpoint serine/threonine kinase Ba (gene bub1ba). The transcript has 17 exons. The record is from RefSeq and is a predicted model, not a curated record. Bases 202 to 2160 code for a protein of 652 amino acids. Gene Ontology annotation, cellular component: nucleus. Gene Ontology annotation, molecular function: protein kinase activity. Lineage: Eukaryota; Metazoa; Chordata; Actinopteri; Siluriformes; Trichomycteridae. Gene Ontology annotation, biological process: mitotic spindle assembly checkpoint signaling; meiotic sister chromatid cohesion, centromeric.
GUUAUAAAUCUCAGAAACAUGGAAAAACUGGAACCCAGUAGUCUACAAGCGAGGACUUUCUCACGUUGAUCGAGAGCCGAGUUUUGAUCGCAGAGCGAACACCGAGUUCCUCCCGAAUCCAGCACCGACCCGUCGCCGAGCGAAAAUCUGUGCAAAAAGUUGUGUAGUGGUCAUAACUUGAGCUUCUGCCAUGCUAAACUGAUGUGCAGUUGUUCAGCCAAUCCUAUGGAUGGUGGCAUGCCCUCUUCCUGGAGUGGGACUCAGGAAGAUUAUGCUUCCCAGCAAAAAGACCAGCCAGGAGUCCAAAGCAUGUACUGUAAGGAGCUGGUGUUUGCAGGUGAAACAGAGUUCUCCUUUGAAGAGUUGCGGGCCCAGCGCUAUUAUAAACAAGUGAACGAAAAAGUCCAACACUUAAGCAAAGUCAAAGAGGAGCUGAAAUUUCAGAUUGAACAAAAGCAGAAACUUGUUCAAGGCAGAAACGGUGGCACCCAACAUCAGCAACUUGAAGUGCCAAAACAUUCACUACAAAAUGCUGAAGGCAGCUCUGCUCCUGUUUGCACCAAUACGGCACCAUUAAAAAACUAUAGUGAGCCAGAAAUGUCUGAGAACCCUUCCAUGAGAACCAGCCAAGUAAGCCAAGAUGAAGAUUUGGGACAAGGUAGAACUGUGUUUAAACAGUGGGGUUCACAGGCAUCCAAACUUUUCUCAAUACAUGAUGAAAAUUCUUUGCCUGAGAAGCCAAAUACAAGAUCAUCCUCAACAAACCAUAAAUCCUUAAAGCUGCCCACCUCUAUUUUAAAGGCCAGGAAACCUUCAUUGGAAUGUCCCAAUGAUAAAAAUGCCUCCCUGUCACGCUCGGAGGAGGCCAUCAUCAAUGGUCACUGGAACAAGACACUUUGUCGAAGCCCAGAUGACACGUGUGAUUUUGUCCAUGCAGCUAUGCUGGCCUCCACACCAUUCGGAGGACCAGUGAGACAAAAUGCUUCAGAGAGAGCCAUAAUGGAACAACAUGAAUCCCUCAACAAAACAGCCACUGGAAUUUUCAAAGAGCCAAAUUCUGAACCUAUAGCAGAGGCUAAGAAGCUAAGCCCAAUCCAGGAGAUCAGUCAUGAGUGGGGCUAUACUUCUAUUGCCUCCAUCUGCCUCCAGGAGUUGGAAUCAAAAGGAAGAGUCACAACCCACUCAGGAAGUACUGAAACCAGCCAGUCUGCACCAGAGAAAACUGAGUCUGUUCCUGCCCCCAGGGCCGAGAGAGUGAAUCCAUGCAGCCUGGAUGUUAGAAAAGCUCUGCUAGAUAACAUGGACCUGAGUUCUUUCCCUAACUUCAGCAGGAACAUCGGACCUCUACCUGAACCUGAUGAUCUUUAUAUUGAUGGCGAGACAUUGUUCUUUCCUAGAAAAAUGGGCGAUUGUGAAAGAUACUUGUACUGCUCCAGUGCUGGUAAUGUUCUAGUUAAGGUGGAUACAUCAACAGUACCAUGGGAUUUCUACAUUAGCUCCCAAAUGAGAUCAAGACUGUCUGCUGAUCAGCAGCAUUGUCAUGUUCAAAGCACUUGCUACGUUUAUGAGAAUGGAUCGCUCACACUCUGGAAGGUUCCUCAAGGGCAAACCAUUCAAGAGUUAAUAGAAGAGCACGUGGAUAGACGUGAUGUUCCACUUAUAGCCAUUAGAUUGAUGGAGAUGGUAAAACAGAUGCACUCGUGUCGACUUGUCCAUGGGGCUUUGCAACCUGAAACACUAAUGCUGUGCUACAGCUGUGAUGACAGUGUCAUGGGGGUAGAUUUCUCCAGCUCAUUGGACAUGGAACUGCAGCCUGGGAUAAAUACAGUACAGGAUCUUCCAUCUGCUCAGAAAUAUAUUGACCAGGGAUUAUUAUUAGCCUCUGCGUCCCCUUACCAGGUGGACCUCUGUGGCAUUGCAGAGGUAGUGCACUUGUUGUUGGUUGGAAGAAGCGUUAAGAUAAAUAAGGAGGGCUCUUUUUGGAGGUUAGCAGAGGACUCUGGACUUAACCUCAGUGAGCCUGUUGGUGCCUUGUGGGAGGACUUUUUCCACAAUCUUUUGAACCCAGAGGACAUCUCAACAGAAACUGUUUUGACUAACUUGAUCAACAACUUAAAGAACAUUCUGUAUGAUGGCUUGGAGUGUCCGAUUUCUUUGUAGUGUAUAGUCUUUUUCUGUGCUGCUUUUACCUGCUCUGUAUUUGUCUCCUAUAUAUAUCAUCGUAAUCGAAUAAAUACUACAGAUAAAUCAUUUCACAUUAUGUAGAUUUGGAUCCAAGCAUGUCUAAUCUAAGCCUUUUUGUGUGUCAUGUUUAUUUGUCUUUAUUAAAAC